Galleria mellonella (greater wax moth) is the source of this 2088-nucleotide messenger RNA. RefSeq names its product peptidylprolyl isomerase domain and WD repeat-containing protein 1. Lineage: Eukaryota; Metazoa; Arthropoda; Insecta; Lepidoptera; Pyralidae. Gene Ontology annotation, molecular function: protein binding; peptidyl-prolyl cis-trans isomerase activity. Gene Ontology annotation, biological process: protein peptidyl-prolyl isomerization. Bases 122 to 1984 code for a protein of 620 amino acids. The record is from RefSeq and is a predicted model, not a curated record. The transcript is spliced from 11 exons.
UACACUUUUGACAUCUCUAAUUUCUGAUGUCAAUCAAACAUCAUCAAAAUCUACCUUUAAUGGUGUUAUUGUUUAUCAUAAAAAAGUAUUUUUUGUAAUAAAAUUUUAUUUAUAACUUACUAUGUCAGGCGAAAAGAGAUCUGGUAGUGUAGAUAAAUCGGAAGAUGUAGAAGAGGAAGAGUGGAUUGGGCCUAUGCCUUCCGAAGCUGUAAAAUCUAAACCCAAGAAACGAAAAGUGUUAGAAUUUGAAUCUCUGUAUUUAGAAAAUUUACCAUCCUCUGAGACAUAUGAACACAGCUAUAUGCACCGUGACGUGGUCACUCAUGUAUUGGUUACAAAAACAGACUUUGUUAUCACUGCAAGUCAAGAUGGACACCUUAAAUUUUGGAAAAAACAGGAGGAGGGCAUUGAGUUUGUAAAGCACUUCCGUUGCCACUUGUCAACAAUUAGUCAUGUGUCAGCAAACAGCACCGGAACGUUACUGUGUACUGCAUCCCCAGAGAAAACGGUCAAAGUCUUUGAUGUUAUUAAUUUUGACAUGAUCAACAUGAUAACAAUAGCCUUUGAACCAUAUUGUACCGAGUGGGUGCACUCUGCUGGCGACCCUAUAUCUGCUUUAGCUGUAUCAGAAAGGAACACAAACAAAAUCCACAUAUUUGACGGGACGCAAGCGUCGGGCACGCCUCUCUACACGUUCGAAACACUCCACCAACACUCAGUGUGUAUCAUAAAGUACAACCCUGUAUACGAGACAGCCGUGUCCGUGGACAAAGCAGGCAUAGUGGAGUACUGGACGGGCCCAAAAUACGAAUACAAGUUUCCCAAGAAUGUCAAGUUCGAAUCCAAACUGGACACGGAUCUGUUUGACUUUGUGAAGAAUAAAACUUACCCGACUGCGCUGGACUUCUCGCCCGAUGGCAAGAAAAUGGCGUCAAUCAGUUUGGAUAGAAAGGUGCGGGUAUUCCAUUUUCUAACCGGCAAAUUGCAUAAAGUGCUGGACGAGAGUUUGCAGCGGUUCCAGGAGUUGCAGCACCAGACCCAACAGUUGCCUAAUAUGGAGUUUGGCAGAAGGAUGGCGGCUGAGCGGGAGCUUGAGAAGUCGGAGGCGGUGCACCUGGCGAACGUGGUGUUCGACGCGAGCGGCCACUUCGUGUUGUACGCGACCAUGCUGGGCGUGAAGCUCGUCAACCUGGUCACCAACCGCUGCGCCGCCAUGAUCGGCAAGCCGGAGAACCUGCGCCCCUUGCACCUCGCUCUCUUCCAGGGCCGAACGAACCAAUCGAAAGUAGCGGCAACCCUAGAGAUGGAAGGCUCUGAGAACCCAACGCUGCUGAAUGUGAAGACUGAUCCCACGCUAUUCUGCACCGCAUACAAGAAGAACCGGUUUUAUAUGUUCUCCCGCCGUGGUCCCGAUGACGUCAAAAGUCCUGACGUGGACAGGGACGUAUUCAAUGAGAAGCCGUCGAAGGAAGACAUCAUAUCAGCUACAGAGGGGCAGGGAGUGCAGCGGGUGUAUUCGGAGGCCAUCAUUCACACGUCGCUGGGUGAUAUGCACGUGCGUCUAUUCGGCAAGGACGUGCCUCGCGCCGCAGAGAACUUCUGCGGGCUCGCGCGUGCCGGAUAUUACAACGGACACAUCUUCCACCGCGUCAUCAAGGGCUUCAUGGUGCAGACUGGAGACCCCACUGGCACUGGCACUGGCGGCGAGAGUAUAUGGGGCGGCGAGUUCGCGGACGAGUUCCGUCCGCACCUGAAGCACGACCGGCCGUACACGCUGAGCAUGGCCAACGCGGGGCCCAACACCAACGGCAGCCAGUUCUUCAUCACCCUUGCACCCACGCCAUGGCUAGAUAACAAGCAUACGGUGUUUGGUCGCGUGAUCAAAGGCAUGGAAGUUGUGCAGAACAUCGGCUCCGUGAAGACUAACCCGAAGACCGACAAGCCGUACGACGAUAUUCGGAUUGUGUCGAUCACGGUGAAGUGAGUGCGCAUGCGCACGCCCGCCUGUAUAUACCGCUCUUGUAAUAUACUACUCUAUAUCUAAGUUGUUAAAUAAGUUUAAUAAACGAGGAAAUGUUUUAUUUUUUA